GUUCCCAUAAACCUGGUAACAAGAGUCAGAAAACUUCCCAGCUAAACGCCCAUAGACUUCAUACAACACAAUACUCUAUAUUGUGAUGAUCACAGCAACUAAGGAAGAAGCAGCUUGAAGAUUCUUUCAAACAGCCAGUCUGGACCAACAAAGCUCUGGAAUGUUGCUGCCACAAAGCCACCUAAAAGAAGACAGUUAUCUCAAGUUUGGCUGCCAGCUUUUUAUCUCUCUCUUGACCAUUUAAAACUUCAGACUUCCUGCCUUCCUGGUGCCAUGGAGAAAGUCCAAUACCUCACUCGCUCUGCUAUAAGAAGAGCCUCAACCAUUGAAAUGCCUCAACAAGCACGUCAAAAUUUCCAGAACCUAUUUAUCAAUUUCUGUCUCAUUUUAAUAUGCCUCUUGCUGAUCUGCAUCAUCGUGAUGCUUCUCUGAAGUUCUGCCGCAACCUCCAGAUCUGCAAUUUACCACAUCAGCUUAAAAUCUGUCAUCCCAUGAAGAGGGAAAAACAAUACUGUAUAACAGGACACUUCCAGAGUAGAAGAAUUUCUUUGUGAAAAGGUCAAGAUUAAGAGUAGAACAAAUUGUUAGCAAAUGUAUUCAUCUGCUGGAUCUUGUAAACAUGAAAAGGGCUUUAUUUUCAAAAAUUAAUAACUUUAAAAUGACUAUAA
Messenger RNA from Lemur catta (Ring-tailed lemur), 668 nucleotides. RefSeq names its product phospholamban (gene PLN). Gene Ontology annotation, cellular component: membrane; sarcoplasmic reticulum. Bases 274 to 432 code for a protein of 52 amino acids. The transcript has 3 exons. Gene Ontology annotation, molecular function: ATPase inhibitor activity. NCBI's taxonomy places the organism in Eukaryota, Metazoa, Chordata, Mammalia, Primates, Lemuridae. The record is from RefSeq and is a predicted model, not a curated record. Gene Ontology annotation, biological process: negative regulation of calcium ion import into sarcoplasmic reticulum; negative regulation of heart rate; negative regulation of ATPase-coupled calcium transmembrane transporter activity.